GAUGACUGUAGGCAUCACUGUAGCUUUCUUAAGUUAUGGACGCGACUGCUCCGACACAUGUGAAGUACGCUGGAAAGGUGGAGGAAGAUUUACUCGAAGGCAACCUGACGGUGAAUGUAGGAGGAUCCGGUGAAGCAUGGGGCUCCUGCCCGAAGCUCCUGCGGGGCUUCAUCACACCGGAGUACCGACAUGAGCUGGUUCAACUCUGCAAACUAGCGGGACCAGUGGUCAUUUCCCAGUUGAUGGUUUUCAUGAUCAGUUUCGUCAGCACAGUGUUUUGUGGUCACAUGGGGAAAACUGAACUUGCAGGAGUAGCAUUAGCAAUUGCGGUGGUUAAUGUCACCGGUGUAUCCAUUGGAUGUGGUUUGUCGUUAACUUGUGAUACCCUCAUAUCUCAGACGUAUGGGAGCGGUAACUUGAAGCGUGUAGGUGUGAUUCUCCAGAGGGGGGUUUUGAUUCUGCUGUUGGCCUGUUUCCCUUGCUGGGCCGUCCUCAUCAACACUGAACCUCUCCUCCUUGCUGUCAGACAGAGCCCAGAGGUCGCGAGCCUUUCACAGAUGUAUGUGAAGAUCUUCAUGCCUGCUCUACCGGCAGCGUUUAUGUACCAGCUACAAGGGAGAUACCUUCAAAAUCAGGGAAUCAUAUGGCCUCAGGUUAUAACUGGAGUGGUUGUAAAUAUCGUCAAUGCUGUCAUCAACUACAUUUUCCUCUAUAUUCUGGAUUUGGGUGUUGCUGGAUCUGCAGCGGCCAAUUCCAUCUCUCAGUAUUUGUUGGCUGUGUUCUUGUACAUUUACAUCUGCUGGAGGGGUCUGCACAAGGUCACGUGGGGAGGUUGGUCACUGGACUGUCUGCAGGAGUGGGGACCCUUCAUGCAGUUGGCCAUUCCCAGUAUGCUCAUGCUGUGUCUGGAGUGGUGGAUGUUUGAGUUGGGAGGUUUCCUGGCCGGACUGAUUAGUGACACUGAGCUGGGAGCUCAGUCCAUAGCAUAUGAGCUAGCUGUUUUAGCUUACAUGUUCCCAAUGGGAUUCUCUGCAGCUGCCAGUGUUCGAGUGGGGAACGCUCUUGGUGCAGGAAACAUAGAACAGGCCAAGUUAUCAUCCAAAAUCCCCAUCAUCUGUGCAUUCUUAAUUGCAUGUGUUGUUGGAGGUAGUCUCAGCAUCGCCAGAAAUGUCAUUGGAUACAUUUUCACCUCAGAGCAAGACAUUUUGCAGAGGGUUGCUGACGUCAUGAUUAUAUUUUGUUUCAUGCAUAUUUUUGAUGCCACUGCGGGUGUGGCUGGAGGAGUUCUUAGAGGAGUAGGUAAACCAUUGGUUGGUGCUCUGUGUAACCUGGUGGGAUACUACAUCAUUGGCUUCCCCAUUGGUGUGUCCCUUAUGUUUGCAGCAAAAAUGGGGAUUGUAGGACUAUGGACAGGAACUACCAUUUGCGUGCUAAUGCAGUCAGUUUUCUUCUUGGUAUUUUUGUACAAACUUGAUUGGAAGAGGGCUGCUGAAGAGGCUCGUGUGAGAGCAGGAGUCCAGAUCAAAGACGAAAGAAACAUGGUCACGAUUGAAAAUAAAGACCCGAAUCACAACCAGGCCCAGGUCAGCACAACUACGACAGUGGGAAAUGUUCUCUCAGUAACACAACUGGUUUUACGACGGGGACUGGCACUGCUAGUUAUGGUUGUCAUCCUCAUCGCUGGAAUCAUCGCCAGCACCUUCCUCAAUAGGCUGCUGAAAUGAGUCUGUGGAUGAUGCAGGACUGGCAAUUACAAUAAUGGUUGCCUGGUUUGAUAGCAUAAACACAUUAUUUUAUUUUGACACAGAAUUACUUUAAAGUGUGAAAGGGUGUCAUGUGGACACUGACAUAAAGCAAAGAGCUGCAGUGACAGUUCUUCUGGAAGUUUCUUGGAAGAGCUGUGGUGGUCCAAAAAUUCUUCAGUUGAGACUUGUGAAGGCUAUUUUGCUCUUGGUAACCUUGAAGGUAGCAUAAUUAUUUUAGCCUUUCCAGGUCUAUGCCAAUCCUGUAUCUGAGCUCUUAAGACAGCUACUUCGACCUCGUGUUUUUUGCUCUUUUAUGCUCAUGAGUCCAUUUCCACAUCAUGUCCAAUAUGUGGACUCGAUACCAGGUGUACAAACAUCUCCUAUAUCAACAUGAAUGGGAGGUACCUGAGGUAAGUGUCAAAUGUUGUAAAAAUGGGUCUGAAUACUAAAUGAGAUUUUGACAAACGAGGCAUAUAGGCUGCAAAAAACAGAAAAUUGUGUGAAUACUUGUAAGACUCAGCAAUCACUGAACAAUUAGUCUAUCAUUCAAAAUGUACUUUGUAACCCUUUUUUGUCACCUAAAGGUUGUUGUUGCUGGUUCAGAACAGUGUCAGCAUGCAAUCAUUUUGUUUCCUGAGCAGAAAUCGAAAAAAACCCAAUUGGUCAUGUGGUGUCUUUUGGCUUUGUCAGGGAAAUAUACCACCUCCUGGUGACGUUUGUUUUAGUCAGUCAUGGAUAUGGAGUACAUAUGGAUGAUAUUGUUUUCCUUUUCAGGAAUCACUUUCUUGUGUUUAGUAUGGACAUCAAUUGCAAAUUAAUUUAGUGUUCUGUCUAUAUAUUCAUUUUAUCAAUACAUCCACAUCUCUGAAAAAAUUAGGAGUUUUUAUUGCCAAAUACCGAAGACUAAAAUAAAAUAAGUGAUUACCAAAGAUGGUAUGUACUGUAAGCAUUACACUGAAAUU
Paralichthys olivaceus (Japanese flounder) is the source of this 2707-nucleotide messenger RNA. RefSeq names its product multidrug and toxin extrusion protein 1. Gene Ontology annotation, molecular function: xenobiotic transmembrane transporter activity; antiporter activity. The record is from RefSeq and is a predicted model, not a curated record. Gene Ontology annotation, biological process: xenobiotic detoxification by transmembrane export across the plasma membrane. NCBI's taxonomy places the organism in Eukaryota, Metazoa, Chordata, Actinopteri, Pleuronectiformes, Paralichthyidae. Gene Ontology annotation, cellular component: membrane.